UUUUUUUUAUUUAUUUAUUUCUAUUUUAUUUUUAUUUUUAUUUUUUUUUUCUUUUCUUUCUUCAUUGUCUUCUUGACAUUCAAAAACCAAUUGUUGGUAUGGCCGUUGUCAGUAGUCUUAAGGGGAUAUGGUGGAAUCCUUUUGUAAAUCGACUUGAAAAGUGGCUCCGUGGUUUUGCUGUGGAUGUUCCUGAAGAACCCGACUGGAAGCAAUCGACCAUUGGUUCCUGGUAUAUUCAUCCUAGACAACAUGCCAUUGAGUUAGUAUUCUUAUCAAGCUCAUUUGCAUUUGCAUCCUAUUACUUUUAUGGACGUGCGUUAGGACCUGGGACUUUGAACCGUUAUUUACUGACACAUUUUGUUCCUCCUGGUCAAGCAAGUUGGAUGGAAAAAGGAUUAUUAGCUUCCUUAGUGGCAUCGCUUGGUGUGACUCUGACCCAUAAGAUGAUCCGCAAGAACGUAUUAUUCAUGCUUCAACCUUGUCAUGUCAACUGUCUUUUAUUGAUCUUUACUAUGAUGGCCCGAAAGACUUCUGCCUUACCACAUAUUUUAUUCAAUAUUUAUUUACAUACUCAAUGGGGAGCUAUUGCUGCAUUGGUGUUCCCUGAUUUACGUGAUCAUCAAUAUUUGGGUGAAACAUUCAAUUUUUUUGCCGAACAUAUUUUGAUCUUAUUGGCUCCUGUAUAUAUGAUUUAUAGUCGUCGAUACCUGGUUCUACCUACUUCUCCUGAUAUGGCCUUCCUUUCCUUUUCCUUGUACAGUCUCUUCCAUUCACCUUUGCUUCAUAUUUGCGCUCUUAAAUCAGGUUUAAAUUUGAAUUAUCUUUUUACUCCUCCACCAAGUAAGUCAAUGCCAAAAGGAAGUAUCAUCACUAAUUUUUUUUCUUUUUAGUCAAAUUCUUGCUUAGACUUGGUCCUAAAUAUCGAUUGGCACUCUAUGGAACUGCAUUAGUGGCUAUGUUUACAACAAGAUAUGGUCUCGUCAAUGGCAUCAUGUCUUUCUUACCCCGAAAAACCUUUGGUCUUCUUCAAAAAACUUUAUUAUAGAUUCCUCCUCCAUUUUUAUUUAGACUUUUUUUAUUUUAUUUUAUUUUACAUCAUUAGACAUUCAAACUCUUUCCUUUUUGAUCAUUAUUCCUGAAUUGUUUUUUU
Halteromyces radiatus is the source of this 1150-nucleotide messenger RNA. RefSeq names its product TMEM164 family-domain-containing protein. The coding region runs from base 99 to 890 and encodes 263 amino acids. The record is from RefSeq and is a predicted model, not a curated record. The transcript is spliced from 3 exons. NCBI's taxonomy places the organism in Eukaryota, Fungi, Mucoromycota, Mucoromycetes, Mucorales, Cunninghamellaceae.